Messenger RNA from Rhagoletis pomonella (apple maggot), 660 nucleotides. RefSeq names its product turripeptide Pal9.2-like. Gene Ontology annotation, molecular function: protein binding. The record is from RefSeq and is a predicted model, not a curated record. The coding region runs from base 164 to 451 and encodes 95 amino acids. The transcript is spliced from 3 exons. NCBI's taxonomy places the organism in Eukaryota, Metazoa, Arthropoda, Insecta, Diptera, Tephritidae.
GCGCUUCGCCACUGAGAACGCUCUAGGCGACGCAGCGCAGCCAGUCGAAUAAGAGUUCCCGUCAUAGACAGAUUGCAACGCCAGCAGAAUUUUGCAAAAGUGCAGAGAAAUUUAUUAGAAUAAUUUGAAAAACAAUUUGUUACAUUUUUUUUUGUAAAUCAAUAUGCAAAAUAAAACUACAAAAGUGGCUAUAUUCUCCUUAUUGAUUGUGCUCGUCACUGUCGCUUUGACAACGUCAGCUCCGCAAUCUGAACCGAAGCAAUGCAACGAAAUAUGUCCGGCAAUAUUCGAUCCCGUUUGUGGUUAUGACAGCAAUUGUUAUGCUAGAUUCCCCAACAAAUGCCAGUAUGAUCAACUAAAAUGCUCAAAGAAACACAAUCUUGAGACGGUGGAUAUGUCACUAUGUGAUUUAGCUGAACGAAGAACUCAUCCAGAUUAUAAACUUUGCUAAGAAUUCGACAACCAUACAAUAAUAUGUAUUUUAAUAAAUUAUUUUAAAUGCCAUGCCAUCUAACUGUAAAGCAAUAUGUAUACGUAAACUAUCACUACACACGUAGAAUUAAGUCGAUUUCUUGCCGAAAGUAAUGACAAAUCUAUAUGGACUUGACUCUUUAAAAUAACUCUAAUUACUGUUUGUCAAAUAAAAUUCUGAAACUAAAA